UCUCAAAACCUUAUUCCAGGUAUUCUUUAUUCUUUAAGCAUAUUUGAAACCAUGUACAUUUUUUAUCAGACGUUGAUAAAUACAUUCGUGGCGAAUUUGAUCUUAGAAGGCGUAAGGCUUCUCCUUUUGCGAAAUCCCGUAUUUACGCCAUUAGGUAUAUGACACGGAAAGUAGUUCGUGUCUUAGAAGGUCGUUGUCUCUUUGUAAUUUAAUUAAUGCGUUUGUAAGGGUCGAUUCCCCGUUAAAUAACUCGUGAAUUUUAUAUUAUUCACACAGCCAUCGGCUGCGAGUGUAACUGCCGCCAAAUGAAUAGAUUCUUGGGCACGGCUGGUGUCUCGACUCUUUCUGAAUCUCUUCGGUUGCUUCCCAACAACGAAUUUGUCACAGAGGAAUAACAGGAGUCGCGCAGGCCCGCAAACACUUUUUAACUUUCGAAGGAACGGCAACAAACAGUGAAUCUCCAUUACAUUCCACGUUUAUUCACGCUAUCUCAGCACCACCAGAGAUCACUCAACCACAAAAAGAUGCCAAUAUGUCUCGUUUCUUCAUGUUAGGACCAUGUUGGAACGCAAUCAGAGUGCGCGCACAGCCUGGUCCACACCCUAGUACGUAAUCAUCAUGUGACCCUUUCAAGUUGCCCUGAUUGGCUCCCUAUAGAAUUACGCGAUAUGUAGUUCAACGUCAAGCCAUUUUGCCAAGCACUUACUUCCUCCUGUGAAGCCUUUUGAGGAUGAAUACACCGUCUAAAAUUCCCUUCUUUGCGAGCUUCAUUCGUCGGUUUUCCAUCCUCUUUGGUAAAUUAAAGGGACCUUACAAAGAUCUUGGAAAUCUUGACGAAAGCGAAGAUAGUGAAGAUAACUUCGCUCAUUGGGAUGAAUAUAUGAAGAAAUUCCACAUCUUAAUGAAGGAAAAUGGUUGGCAUCCUUUUCAAUACGGAAUUUGGCCACGGCAACGCACUCUUAAAGGAAAAAAGAUUCCAGAAGCUGUCCGUACGACAUUAAUGAAGCUGUUAGACAUCGAGUCGAAGCCCGGAAACUGGAGGUGUCUGGCUGAACGUUUAGGAGCAUCUUACUCAGAUGUACAAUUCCUGGAAAGCCGCAACCACGAGUCACCAACGCAACACGUCCUCAACGUAUUCGAAACAAUGAACAAGUCUUUAACUUUUUUGAGAGACAUCUUUAUUGACUUUGACCGCCACGAUGUUGUUUCUGUGUUAAAUGACGAGAUUAAUAGAUGCCAAAUAGGCCACUGGUCAGGGAAUAAGCCCACACUCCUCCCUACUCUUCCUCAACGAAAUCGAUUGGAUCCUUAAUAGAUGUAAAAGACCAGGACAGUGGGUUCCGCAUUGACCAUGACCGCGCUGACGUUGUUACUGUGUUAAAUUACGCGAGGAAUUGGUUCCGAGUAGGCCACUACUAAGGAAAUGAGACCAUGCCAACCUCGCUCCACAGAGAAAUCGAGCUUGGAUCCGCAGUGGAUGUAAAGACAUAGGACA
Molecule: messenger RNA, 1495 nt
Organism: Pocillopora damicornis (cauliflower coral)
Lineage: Eukaryota; Metazoa; Cnidaria; Anthozoa; Scleractinia; Pocilloporidae
Biological process (GO): signal transduction
Molecular function (GO): protein binding
Source: RefSeq, a predicted model, not a curated record